Clonostachys byssicola is the source of this 519-nucleotide messenger RNA. NCBI's taxonomy places the organism in Eukaryota, Fungi, Ascomycota, Sordariomycetes, Hypocreales, Bionectriaceae. The record is from the annotation of a GenBank genome assembly.
AUGAAGUUUUACAGCCUUUUCAGUGUAUCAUUCGUCCUACUCUCUGCAGGCACUUCCGCACUGAAGCCUUACCCACAAGAUGCCAAUGCGGUGAGAAGAGGCACUCUGGCUGGCAGGGCCGCAAAAGUGCCUACCCACAUAGCCAGAGCCCGCCCCCCGAGGGCUCAAGCUGCUCGCCCGAAGAUUAAAACGCCUUCAUCAAAGGCUGGGGGAGCCAAAGAGAAGAAGGCAGGCGCAGCAAAGAAACCCAAAGCCCCUGUCUGCAAAGUCAAGGGAAAGCUUGGCAAGCGAGCUAAUCCAGCAUUACCCGGAACGUGCCUAGGUCGGAAACUUGAGCCCGGCGUGUGCCAUUACUGCAAUAUGAAAGGCGAACGACCCAAACCAAUGCCUUGCAACCCAACUGAACCAUGUAGGAAUGAUAUUGCUGAGCUGCAAGGUUGCGUGGUUUCCCCUAAUCCUCGUGACAAAUUCGCCACCUGCGGGCUUCCGAGUCCUCCUGGGGACCCAGAAGAGGUUUGA